AUGCGUUUCACGGCCCUCCUCGUCGCUGGCAUGGCCACCAUUGCCUCUUGCAUUCCUGCACAGCAGGUCGCCGACAACAUUGGGCAGAUUACGGCACUGUCCCGUGACCUCCAGACUCCUGCCAAGUCGCUCUCCAUCCUGGAUGGACCCCUUCUCCUCACUGGCCAAGGCAACUUCCCACCUGUCAUUCAAGGCUUCACCGAAAUCGUGAACGUUGGCACUGCUUUCCUGAACGGCAUGAACCCGGAAGAGUACAGCCCUGCGGAUUCCGACAUUAUUUUCGAAUCCUUCCGAACUUUUGUCAAGGUUCACCAGGAGCUCCUGAACAUCCUCAUUGGAAAGUCUGGUCUCUUUAGCACGGUUCCCUUUAUCGGCCAACCCGUCGCGGCAGUCCUUCGUGCUGUUGAGGGUGUUGUCGAUUCUCUUGCUUUCUCCCUCAUCGACAUGGCUGAGUCUGCCGCCCAACCGCUGCAAAAAGAGGCCGACUCUCUCGAUGGUACACUGCAGACUGCUAUCGACUCUUACUCUGGCCUUCAGCUGUCCUAG
This is a messenger RNA of Emericellopsis cladophorae, 546 nucleotides long. RefSeq lists its product as uncharacterized. Bases 1 to 546 code for a protein of 181 amino acids. Lineage: Eukaryota; Fungi; Ascomycota; Sordariomycetes; Hypocreales; Bionectriaceae. The transcript is spliced from 4 exons. The record is from RefSeq and is a predicted model, not a curated record.